CUUCAAAACACUAAAAUGCAAACAGGCAAGUAUGUUUGUUUACACUGAAUGUGGAAUAAAAUAAACGAAAAACUAAGAAAUGGGGAUGCUUACAUUUAAAAAUGAACAGCGGCAAACGCUGAAUGAAUUAUAGGAAAUGAUGAUACGCUAAGAAUGUUUCGAGGAUGCAUAGUGUAAAUACAAGGGAAAAACGACGCUCAUAAUUGUGAGACUCUGGACGCUGUUUUUUAAUUCCAUUUUGAGCGCAUGAAAGCGCCAGCGUCUCUCUACAUACAUGAUUCUUGCAAAAUAGGGUUUCUUGUUUGCUGCAAUGGAUAUAGGGAUGAAAUGGGACGAAGUAAGUCGUGCAACUAUGACCGACAAGAAUCAAAGGUUUUUUAUCUACAGAUAGGAAAUUGAGGCUAUAUUCGUUGGCUGAGGUAUACUAGAGUAUCUUCUGUUCAUAUCAUGUUUGGUCUCAGAGAAAUUCACAUUCUCUCAAUUAUUACCAUACAAGACCUCCAAGUUAGAUCUGCAUCGUUUCUCUAUUGAUUUUUCUAUUGAAAACACACUCGCUCAACUGCCUGUUUAUAUUUACUAUUUACAUCUCUUAUGAGUAUACGGAAAAUGGCAAAAGUCGUUGUUACCAUUAACUUUAUAUUUCUAUAAAAGAAAGCACUAGUUCUUUAAGCGAAAGAACUUGGUUCGUUAAUUAUGAAUUGCAUUAGAAAUCCAUUCGUCUAUGCGAAAAGUACUUGUUGCUGUCCAUAAGGAUUGCAUCAGAGAAUAAAGACGCCAUUGCAUAUCAUAAAGACAUAUACCUGGAUUGGACGAAUGUAUUCAAAAAGAUUUGUUUUUAUUUUCGGUACUACCUAUACGUCUUGAAUGCGUAAGUGGCAAUCAUAGUGACACUUGCAAUACUUGAUGUCUCUUUCAUCAUUCUUGAUUCAAAAGCAAGUCAACAGCUCAAUUUGUGUUGUUGAAUUCAGAAAAGAUAUAGUGUGAGUGUGUUGAAUUUUGAACUUGAACUUGAAAUUGGUUUCCAGUUAUAUCCAAAGUUUACAUUUACCAAUUGUUACAUUCCCGUCGACAACUUUUGAAGUUAAUUACCAAGAAAAUCCAGUACAAUGGCUACUAUAUUAAGAAGCAUUAUGUCGAAUCGAUACGUCCGAUGGACAAAAGAAUACCCUGAAUUAUUUAUUACCUGGUGUGUCAUGACAUAUACCUUUGGAGUUGCUGGCUACAUGCUUGGACAACGAGGAUUGUUGACUGAACAUGAUAAACAAGUUCGCAUUCCGCGCGAUAACGCACAUCCUUGGGAGGACCCAAAUCAAGAUCAAGGAAGUCUCCUUUACAGUUACAAGUAUUUUCCUAGAGGAGACAGAUCCAAGGAACCAAAGAAGUCACCAGCUCCAAUCCAAUAUAGUACGGUGACUACCAAGGGGAUUCCUCAAGAACUUAUUGAACGGUUUUCCAAGUAGAAUGGGACGGUUAUGCAUGCUCGUGGUUUAUGACUUUUUCAUAAGUGAUCUUAGGUUAUAUUUUUUAUUUAUGAGUUUCUUUAUUUCACAUCGAAAUCUCUUUUAUGAAUUAAAAUGUAAUAAAUUGUUUUGAAGCGCGAUUGAACUUGCUUCUUUUUUUAAUGCAAA
Molecule: messenger RNA, 1628 nt
Organism: Schizosaccharomyces cryophilus OY26
Lineage: Eukaryota; Fungi; Ascomycota; Schizosaccharomycetes; Schizosaccharomycetales; Schizosaccharomycetaceae
Exons: 3
Coding region: 1107-1460 (117 amino acids)
Source: RefSeq, a predicted model, not a curated record